Messenger RNA from Phacochoerus africanus (Common warthog), 228 nucleotides. RefSeq names its product defensin beta 135 (gene DEFB135). NCBI's taxonomy places the organism in Eukaryota, Metazoa, Chordata, Mammalia, Artiodactyla, Suidae. Gene Ontology annotation, cellular component: extracellular region. The coding region runs from base 1 to 228 and encodes 75 amino acids. Gene Ontology annotation, biological process: innate immune response. The record is from RefSeq and is a predicted model, not a curated record. The transcript has 2 exons.
AUGAGGAGCUUACUCUUGGUCUUUGUGGUCCUUGUCUUGCUCUUCUCUGUUCCACCAGUUAGAAGUGGACAGAACAUUUACAUCAGAAGAUUAUUAAAUACAUGCUGGCGAAUGAAAGGUGUUUGCAGGCCCACAUGUAAAAAAAAUGAAAUAUUUCAUAUUUUCUGUGGUCUUCAUCAGCUAUGCUGCAUUGACGCAUCGAGUAUGCCUGUACUGACUGGGAAAUAG